Molecule: messenger RNA, 3505 nt
Organism: Cyprinodon tularosa
Lineage: Eukaryota; Metazoa; Chordata; Actinopteri; Cyprinodontiformes; Cyprinodontidae
Gene: gtf3c2
Product: general transcription factor IIIC, polypeptide 2, beta
Exons: 20
Coding region: 163-2943 (926 amino acids)
Biological process (GO): transcription by RNA polymerase III
Cellular component (GO): transcription factor TFIIIC complex
Molecular function (GO): protein binding
Source: RefSeq, a predicted model, not a curated record
ACCAAUAGGGGGCGGUGUGGAUCUCCAUGCUUCUACAGUAACAUGGCGGUCUGAUGUAAGGAUAUUUUUGGUUUGAUUUUUCAAAAGUACAAGGACCUGCAAUCGAGAAGUUGAAUAAAGUUUCAUACAUGAAGAAAAUUUUAGAGGAAACCUUCAAGUAACAUGGAGCCAGUGGAUCCUGUUGUCUCAGGAAAAGGGCAAGACAAGCCAUCACAGUCUCUUUAUUUAUCUCCCAGCUCAAAAGGACGGCAACGGAAGAAAAACCCCAAGUAUUUAGAUGAACCGGAUUUCACUGAAAAUGUCAAACAGAAAUCCCCCAGAAAGUCACCGGAAAAAUGUGUACCCCCUAAAAAGACCCCUGCAAAACCUAGAAAAACUAAAACACCUCCAACAGAGACUGCAAACGGAGAAAAAGAACAAAUCCCUCCAGAUACGGUGGAACAGACAUUAGUAACGCCUAAAAGACGAGGAAGAUCCAAAAAAACACCGUUAGUGAAGACGGCUUCGCCGUCUCUAACUGUCACUGCUGAUGGAGACCCCCAAACCACAGAGACUGGAGGUGCAGAAAAUUCAGUCAAGCAAGAAAAUGGGACACCGAAGCCAAAGAGAAAGUAUGUCAGAAAGAAGCCUGUAGAGGAAGUUAGAGAUCCACCAGAUAAAAAGGAGCAAGGAGAACCUGAUGAGGAGCCUGAAUCCGGGGGCCGUCGCAGAAGAGGGGCCGCAAAGGUGGCGCUGAAAUACCUUCACGAUUUAGCCAAAGAGGCGUUUGCUCAUUCCAGAGAUGAACCCGACUCUGAGCAGCAAGAAGAAUCCCAAAAGAAAGGCUCCAAAAAAGGCCGAAAGAGAAAACGGGACGACAUCGACGCUCUGGACGAUGAAGACUUUGUUCCGAAUAUCGUAGACGAAGAAGAGGACGAGGCUGAUGAAGGCGACCAGGAAGAGGAAGAGUUUUGGGAUGAGGAGAGAGAUGGCAGAAGGUUUCCAUCUGCUUUUUACAGCAGCAAGGGCCGUGGCAAACCCAUCAAAGGAAUACCUAAUAAUAUCAUACAGACAAUGACGGACUCAGCUGAGAAAACCAGGAAAUUCCGGGAAGAGCACUGCAGCAGCUGGGUGUUCCCAGACUGGGUUCCCUCUGCUAAAGAUUGGGAGCCUGUUCCAGAAAAUGAACUGGAAAAAUACCUCCCUCAAGAAGUUAAGUCAGCUGCUUUCAAAGUGACCAGAGAAGGUCUGACGAAGGAAGAGGCGCCGCAGCUUCGGCUCAGCAGGUUUGAGGCAACGCCAGCUCACCGGGAUCGCUGGGACAUGAUCCUGUUUGCUGGUGGACCGGUCUGGGCCAUGGAGUGGUGUCCCACACCUGACGGUGCUCCUGCCUCCCAGUACCUCGCUCUCGCUUGCCAUCGAGGGAUGGAUGACCUGCACUGUGUGAACCGGACCUACUCAGAACCAGGACUCCUCCAGCUGUGGGACUGUGGCAAACUGGAGUAUGACAGCAGACCAAACUCUCAGCCGUCUCUGGCUUAUGGCCUGGCUCAGGACAAAGGCUUCAUCUGGCAGCUAAAGUGGUGCCCUGCAGGAGGUUGGGAGCUUCCUAACUGUGUCAGAAAGGCUUUCUUGCCCAGACUGGGUCUGCUGGCAGCAGCGACCUCCAGUGGUGUGGUCACCAUUUAUAGCCUGCCCCACCCUGAGGCUUUGCUCUUAAACAGAAAACUGUCAAACUCAGAAAGCAACGCUGAAAUCCCUCCAAUUUACAAGGCACGAGAUGUGGUCACCUUAAAACUGGGCGGCAUCAAAUCUCCUCGGAAAGAAAGGAGUGGACAGGUCCUCUCUAUGGACUGGCUUCCUCAAAAACCACACAACAUAGUGGCUGUUGGAUUCUAUGAUGGCUUAGUUGGACUCUGGGAUCUUUCCACGAAAUCUUCCCUGUUGAGAGUUAGAGAGUCUGACAGAUCUAUGACUCUGCUGCCCUAUCGAUGCAUUCUGGCUCACGAGCAUGCAGUACGAUCUCUGGUCUUCUGUCCUGCAUCCAGAUUCUUGCUGACGACUGCAGGUGAGGACCGCUACUUAAAGACAUGGGACCUGAGGCGGAUCUGUGACCCUGUCAAGACCCAGAAACGCUGCCUCUCUACGGAAAUCUGCUGGCCGCUGGACGCGCCUGGCAUCCUGUCUGCCCAGGAGUCUGCCUUUGUGCCGAAACAUUCAAUAGGAGUUCAUUAUCUUAACCACUGCGCGCCGAGCUACUUUCCCAUUCCUCGGGGUAUAUCUGUUUGGGCCUUGUCUCACUCUGAUUGGCUGAACAGCGUGUUGUCUUCAGAUGUGCACGGUGGUGUGAUUCUCUCUAUGUUACCGCCAACUACCAGCGGUCAAACCUACAUUAAGAGAACGCACUUGAGACGUUUUCCUGCCUACUUCACAUCUUUGGUGCCUUUUGAAGCAACUGCAGGUAAAAAUAAAGGCAGGAAAGAUGGAGGAGCUGUUAGUGAUGGGCAGGAAACAGGUGAGACGGAAAAAUCAGAAGCUGGAAGAACAAACGGGGAGGAAAAUGACGGAGCAACAGUUAGAACAGACGCAAGUCCUCAGCUACAGUUUGGGACGUACAAAGAGGCCGUCAAAAAAUACUACCUGCACUAUAAAGACUUUGACAUGGAAAGCCUUGCAGGACUUGAAAAGCGGACUUUGUGGAAACACAUGGAUGGCCCAGAACUAAGGGCUGAAAGCAUAGAUGAAAUGCCCCUGGCUGCUCUGUUCAAGGCACGCUUCAACCCGAACAUGAGCAACAACGUCUGGGUCGCCUCCGGGGGUCAGUCAGGUCUGGUAAGACUUCACUGCGUGAGGACUUUUAUCACCCCCCAAUUCGAGAAAAUGACUCGUAAUCAUCAGGUCCACUUCAGAACGCUCUUCUCAGGACAGAACCAAGGCGAUGGGGUCAAGAAGGAGCAGCUAUAGCCGGAGCUCUACCUCACUCAACAAUCAAGAAAAAUACAAAACCUUUAAAUAAACCUUAUCCCGUUCUAAAAGCAGAUAUGAAUGUUAUGUUUGCAGAACUAUGUUGUUUCAAGCCACUUCAGAACAUGACUGCAUGGUAGCGCUUAAAGGUCAACGUGGGGAAAUGAAAGAAGAGGAGCCAUGUUUUGAAACGCGCAGACACCACAGGUGUGCUGGAAUAUGCAUUAUGUCCACAGCUUUUAACAGCAGAUACCACCUUAAAUCCAUAUGGUACGCAUGAUUAUGGUCCUUGAACAGCAAAAACUGCUCAUCUCUGGAAUCUUAACAGUAAAGCAGAUUUUCGUCAGAAUGAUUUUUAUUUUAGAAAAUUGUGCCUUUUUAUCCACUUUAUUUUUAGCAAUAAUAUGUGCUUUGCCCUUGGAUAUUGUUUUUGUUUUGUUUAUUUUUUGUUCUGAAUAUUAGAAGUCUUCACAUUUUCCACUUCAGUGUUGAUAAUCUGGUUUGUGCAACACAGAAACUCAGGCCUGUUUGGUGAAAUACUUGAAAUUCUCUCUCUCUAUAU